Molecule: messenger RNA, 992 nt
Organism: Formica exsecta
Lineage: Eukaryota; Metazoa; Arthropoda; Insecta; Hymenoptera; Formicidae
Product: nuclear migration protein nudC-like
Exons: 4
Coding region: 249-977 (242 amino acids)
Biological process (GO): protein folding
Cellular component (GO): cytoplasm
Source: RefSeq, a predicted model, not a curated record
GCUUCUAAGGUUAUUGUUUCGAUUUGGAACGACGUUAGGGGUUUCAUUGUCAGAGGACGUUAAUGAGGUCGCUCAGUUGAUUAGGGUAUUCGAUCGAUAAUUCGAGAUGUUUGAUAUUUCCUCAUGGAAACGUGGUGUCGUAGUGUUGUAGCAAAGCAACAACAGCUUCGUCGUUACUAGACAACAAAACGAUACGAAUUACUGAGGCCUUUUUUUCGUAAAGUUAUAUAAACAAAUAUUGAGAAAUAAUGACGAAAAAGGAGGAUCAAUUCGAUGGAAUGUUAUUGGCGUUGGCGCAACAACACGAAGGCGGUGUAAAAGACUUACUAGAUACCUUCUUUAGUUUUCUGGCGAGAAAAACAGAUUUUUAUACUGGAGGCGGUGAAGGAGCAGCUGAACAACUUGUCAUGAGCAAGUUCAAGAAACAUGAAGCUAAUGCUUUAGCCAAAGCUGCCUCCGAUAAAGCGGAAAGAGCUGAGCAAGAAAGACGACGUAAGGAAAGACUUGAAAAGAAAAAAAAAGAGGAACAAGCAGAAGAAGAACAGCUAAAUAAUGAUUCUAGAAUAGUCGAGUUAACUGAUGAACAGGCUGUCAAAUUACAAGAAGAAAUAGAUAACAAGAAAUUAGCAAAGGACGCUGCUGUUGCGGGGCCUAGUGGUGAUCAUAAUGAACAUUCUAAAGAUGUCGAAGACAAGAAUGAUGAUUCUAAAGAUGACAAAGCGGAUGAGGAAGAAGAAGAUGAAAAAGAGAAAAAUAAACUGAAGCCUAACAGCGGUAAUGGUGCAGACAUGCCGAAUUACAGAUGGACACAAACUCUUGGAGAAGUGGAAGUAAGUACACAUUCUUAUUUUCCUUUAUCACUAUUAAUUACACAUGUGGCGCUAAAAAAUUCUUUUUAUCUAAAAAAAAGAUUUAAAGAAGUAGAAUAUUUUGAAAUGCUAAUUUUUCAUUAUACAGACCAAUUUAGCUGUGUUUAAAUUUAUUAUCGAUGA